Phyllostomus discolor (pale spear-nosed bat) is the source of this 3586-nucleotide messenger RNA. It is a transcript of the gene IFNAR1, whose product is annotated as interferon alpha and beta receptor subunit 1. Gene Ontology annotation, molecular function: protein binding. The transcript has 11 exons. The coding region runs from base 121 to 1848 and encodes 575 amino acids. The record is from RefSeq and is a predicted model, not a curated record. NCBI's taxonomy places the organism in Eukaryota, Metazoa, Chordata, Mammalia, Chiroptera, Phyllostomidae.
GCGCAGAGGCUGGGCCCAGGGGCAGGAUGACUGCGGGGCUGGGCUCGCGCUGGGCCGCGCUCCGCCCAGGGGCUUCGGGCUCACGGACGGGCUCACGGGCCGCACCGCCGCACUGCUAGGAUGGCCCUGGACCUGACCGGGAGGAUUGGCGGCGGGCCGCGGAGGAUGACCGCCCUCCUGGGCGUGACAACCCUCGUUCUGGUCGCCGGGCCUCCGCGGGUGUUGUCCGCAGCCGCGGGGGGCACACACCUGAAACCUCCUCACGAUGUGGAAGUCUCCAUCACAGACGACACCUUCACCCUGCAGUGGGCCAGUGGCAGUGACCCUGGCGGGAUCGUGACUUUCUCGGCGGAUUACCAAACGCUGGAGAUGAGUAACUGGAUGAAGUUGCCUGGGUGUCAGUACGUUGCCGGUACCAGCUGCGACUUCUCCUCCAUCAACGUGAGCGUUUACGACACGGUUAAGCUGCGUGUGAGAGCAGAAGACGGCAGCAGCGCUUCUCCGUGGCACGAGCUCGGCCCGUUCGUGCCGCAGCAGGAAGCUCGGAUCGGCCCCCCGGAGGUGCGAUUAGAAGCUGAAGAUAAGGCGAUAAGAAUAAGCAUCUCUCCCCCUGGAGGGAAAAACAGUCUCAUGUGGGCCAUGGACAGGUCCAGGUUUAGGUACACCGUGGUCUCCUGGGAGAGCCCUUCGGGCGAACGGAAAUCCAUAGAAACCCGGUACCCCAGCUAUCUGAUGAGCGGCCUCUCCCCCGAGACUACGUACUGCGUGCAGGUGAAGGCGAAGCUUUUCCUGCAGAGGCGGCCUGCGGCGGAGAGCCCCGUGCGCUGCGUGAGCACCACCGCUGAGGAGGCGGACGGGCUGCCCCCGCCGGAGAACGUGCGCGUCGUCGGGAGAGGUCCGGUCUACGUCCUGCAGUGGAGCCACGCACGCGAGAACGUGACCUUCCAAGCGCAGUGGCUCUACGCUUUCUUAAGAAAGAACGAAAACUACGAGGCCCACUGGGCCCAGGUGCCGAACUGCCAGCAGGUCAGGGCCGCGAGGUGCGCCUUCCCCCGGAGCGCCUUCUGGAAGGGCAUCUACUUCCUCCGGGUGCGCGCCGCCCGCGGCAACCGCACGUCCGCCUGGUCCCAGGAGACGGAGUUCGACACUGAGAGCCAGGCGCUCGUGCCCCCACCUGUCGCGGUCCUGAAGGCCAUCAACAGCAGCUCGCUGCGCAUCUACGUCGGCGCCCAGAACAAGUCCGCGUACCAGGGCUACCUGCCCACCUACGAGGUCGUUCUUUGGGAAAACGCUUCAAGCGUGGAGAGAACAAUCGUGGAGAAGAGGGUCGACUUCACUGUCCCGAACCUGAAGGCGCUGACCCUGUACUGCGUCAAGGCCCGAGCGCUGCUCCAGACCUGGAAGUGGAACAGCAGCAGCGAGUUCGGCCACACCGUGUGUGAGCGCACACGGCCAGGAGACUCGUCCAGCGCCCGGCUGGUGGCCGUCGCCAGCGCCGUGCUCGCCGCGGCCUUCGCCCUGUGCGCCCUGCAGGGCCUCCGGAAGCUGGUCGGCUACGUGUGCUUCCCGAGCCGCGCGCCGCCCCCCACCAUCGACCAGUACAUCUCUGAACAGUCGCUGAAGAACAUACUACUCUCCACUUCGGAGGAGCAAACUGAAAAAUGCUUUAUAAUUGAAAACGUAGACACUGUCGCCGAAAUAGAAGAAACCAGUCGCACUGGCGAAGGUCACAAGACAUACAACUCCCAGACCAGCGAGGACUCGGGCAACUACUCUAACGAGGAUGAGAACAGCAGCGGCCAAGAGAGCGGCGACCUCGGGCAGGAGGGCAGCGUGUGGCGCGAGUGAGCGCCCGGGCCCCUCGUGUCUCCCGGUGCCCGGCGGGGAGGCGGGGACAUUUGCCUGCUGGAGAAGAAACGUCCACAGGUCGUGGGCCCUGAGGAUGCCGGCGAGUGCUGACCUGUGUACGGAGCGAGUUGCAGGGGUCUGGGGACAGGCCUUCCAUGUGGCUUCCCGCAGGGGACGUCUUCCAAGACCCAAGGCCGUGGGCCUGUCCCGGCCGUCCCGGCGCCGCUGGGUGCUGCGUUGUCACUGGCGCGUUCUCGCGCCCUCCGUUCCGAGGACACAGCCCCUCGCGUCUCAGGAGGUGCCGAGACGUUUGGUCUUCCGACACUGGAGGGGGCCCUGGGGAAUUUCUCUAGAAAUGCUGACGACCACCACCCCCGGAAAGACCCCCUGAAAGAAUAGCUCACCUGAGACAGCGUGCGCCGGCGCCGGAGACGUGAGACUUGACGCUUCUUGGAGGAGCCCCGCCCGUCUGCCGGGCGCAGGGGCUCCUUCCUGCGUCGAAGCUCCCCGAGCUUCCUCGGCUCGGCUCGGGGAUCAAACCGGGGCGUCUCCGUGGCCGCUGAGUCACCCGAGUCCCACCUCGUGAGAGCGACAGCCGCUGGUCGGAAGCGCAGUGAGCGGAGUCGCCGAGGAGCAGAGAGCGCCCCGACUGGAGGAGCUGCUCUGGUGUUCCAAGGAGUGGAGAGUGGAGGGGUCGGUGGCAGGAGCCUUGGCUGCGGGCGGGAGGAACCGAGGAAAUCUCGGGCGUGGCGGCUAAGAGGCACCGGUGACAUUGGGCCCCUGAGACGUGGGAGCGCGUCUCCAGGGUUGGAGACUGUCUGUGGUUGUCAGGGAGCGGCAUCUGGGCCGUGGCAGCGGCGCACGGGACAGGGUACCCUGGGUUCACCGGCUGGGGGGCAGGAGCGCACAGCCGCCUCGCCUGCCUCAGAGCUGCCACGCCGGCGGCCCUACCUGGGCGUGGCUAGAUGCAACCUAGGGGUUUCUGUGAAAGGUUUACAUCGUCACAGCCGCACCACUGCUGUUACUGUUAACGUAGAAGGUAGGUGAAUGUGUCAGGGGCAUGCUUAGUGGCACGGCCCGCAGUCACGCCCGCGCACACCUAACACCCACGUGUGCAUGCCCGCACCGUGUGGCUGUGGCCCGUUACAGGGCCACGAAGCACCGAGUCUAGGUUCUCAUCAGAGCGUUAGAAGUGCUGUUUGAACUUGAGGGUCCGACCAGAACUUCGCAACCUAUACAGAAGCUGUUUUACAAGUGGCAUUAGAACUACCUGUCUCUCCCCGGCCUGCGGCCUCGAAAGCAGCGUCUGGUGGCACCUGAGAGUCAGAGGAUGCACAGACACUUUCCUCCCUACCCUCCUUGCAGCCAGCGCCUGCCUGGCGUGUUACGUGUUUGUCGUGUCUGGGUCCGACUGCCCCCAGGAGCCCCCGCGCCCCGGGAGAGCAGGCCUUCCCCAUGUUCUUGGGCGCAGCCCCAGCGCCUGCCCGACACCGCGGAGGGGCAGAAACGGUGGUCGAGUGUGUGAGAUGCACGGUUUGACGUGAGUGAGGGAGGGAGGGCGUGUUUCUGACGGUGUGUGUGUGUGUGCACUGACCCGUGGAAGGACAUACCGAUGUUUUCGCUGUUUCCCUGUAAAAGUUUUUUGUACUGUAAUUCCCUCUGUGUUUUUGUCUUAAACUGUGUCGCUGUGCGUAGUUUUUAUGUUGAUGUAAUAAAACUAGGGACCAAAAGCCUUCGA